AUGAAUAUACAACUUGUGCAGCUCUUGUCUCAAUUUCUUCUGUUGUCCCUUGGCUGGCUCAAUGACGGCGGCUUGAAAGUUGACGGGGAGACCGUAGCGAAGCACCGAUUCGACGAAGACGCGGAGUGCCUUGAUGUGAAUGUAGGCGGAGAAGAUCUCGCCGAAAUUGAUCUUCAACCAGCGGAUGAGCGGCGCGUAUUGUCGCUGCUUCUCGGCUUGGAGCUUGUCUCGUUCCGUUCGUCCUGA
Messenger RNA from Caenorhabditis remanei, 246 nucleotides. RefSeq lists its product as uncharacterized. The transcript has a single exon. Lineage: Eukaryota; Metazoa; Nematoda; Chromadorea; Rhabditida; Rhabditidae. Bases 1 to 246 code for a protein of 81 amino acids. The record is from RefSeq and is a predicted model, not a curated record.